GGCCAGUGUAGGAAGCAUGAGUAUUCAACAGAUGAUGAAUAUGCAGAGAAGAAAAUAAUACCACGUGAUCAAAUGACGUUUCCAAUAUGGCCGCCCCCUAAAAAAUUAAAAAUUUUCUUUUUCUUCAAUUUAUUUCGUCCUAUGCCUCAAUAUGGCUUCUGCUUUUCCAGAAGACAGCCAAAUGGAUGAUGUAUUCGAUGAAGAAACUGGAGAGGACGUGGUUCGGGCCAGAGACUUUGAGAGGAUGAAAGAAUCGCGUGUAAAACAAGGCUACCGAGAUGGGAUGUCAGACGGACGACUGUCCUCCCUCCAGGAGGGGUUCAACAGGGGGUACAGUGAGGGGGUCGGCCAAACUCUGCAGCUCGCAAGACUCAGGGGGCUUCUUUGUGGUCUUCUGACAUACCACAUGGCGAAGGAAGGCACCGCGUUUAGCGAUCAGAUCGUGAGUGCAAUCAAGCUGCUGAUCAUGGAGCUGUCCUCCGUGGAGAACACAGGGCUAGACUCGCAAUCCCAUGGUGCAUCAGGCAUGGCUGACGACCUGGCCCUGGAGAUGCAAAUGAUGCAGCUUCAAACCGACCAAUCAGGAGGCAGCUCUGAGGGAACUGGUCUGACCGGGUUGUCUCCAGAAGAUGAGCAGAGGAGGAGACAAGAGAUCGUGUUCCUGUCAUUUCAAAGAAGAUGUGCGGAGAUCCUAAGAGCCAUUGGAUGGGAGGAUGGCUUGAUCGAACAAAUUCUGACGCUUCAAAUUCCUCAAUAGAAUGUACAAUCACAGACACAGUAAACUAAAAGAUGUUCAUUAAUUUGUUAAUGAAGACAUAAUUUUGCUUCAGAAAGCUUUGCAGAAAGGCUAAUACCUAAUUUAUUAAGGUAUGUUUAAACACUGCCUGCCACGGCCAAAAUGUUGAAAAGUCUGACUUGAAUUUUUGGCUUGUAUUACUAACGGGUAUAUAUAUAUUAUUUAUUGCAGAUUUGUAUGCGCAUAUGCCAACAACUGUUUGCUUCACAUACUAGUAGUAACAAGAUAGUAUAAGGUUAUUACCAGCAAAGAAGGAAAUGAAGAAGAAAUGAUGAUUAUGGGACAGUAAAAUAUGUAAAAUCUAGUUCUACAUAUUGUUAGCAAUGCUUUGUGUAUACAUGUUGCAUGAGUCUUGCAUGCUAUCAAUUCACUGUAUACUUCUUCAACAGAAAAAGAGUUUAUAUAAUAAUGUAUUUAACAGUGUGAAAUUAAAGUUUAUCAAAAUGUAA
Messenger RNA from Branchiostoma belcheri (Belcher's lancelet), 1245 nucleotides. RefSeq lists its product as uncharacterized. Lineage: Eukaryota; Metazoa; Chordata; Leptocardii; Amphioxiformes; Branchiostomatidae. The record is from RefSeq and is a predicted model, not a curated record. Bases 152 to 757 code for a protein of 201 amino acids. The transcript has 3 exons.